Molecule: messenger RNA, 1606 nt
Organism: Electrophorus electricus (electric eel)
Lineage: Eukaryota; Metazoa; Chordata; Actinopteri; Gymnotiformes; Gymnotidae
Gene: mtfmt
Product: mitochondrial methionyl-tRNA formyltransferase
Biological process (GO): conversion of methionyl-tRNA to N-formyl-methionyl-tRNA; biosynthetic process
Cellular component (GO): mitochondrion
Molecular function (GO): methionyl-tRNA formyltransferase activity
Source: RefSeq, a predicted model, not a curated record
AGAUGGCGACGCGCGCAGAUUAGCUAAAACGCCCAACCCCGGUACAUUCAUGGUUUUAACAGAAUAGGCUAUAUGGGUAGCUGUAAUGUAAAAGUCGAAUUCAAUACACAUAAAAAGCGAUAUGAAAAAGUAAGGACUGAAAAUGUAGAAUCUGAUCUGGCUAUCAGUGGUCGAUGCGAGUAUUUUAGUUAGCUAGGCUAACCGUGCUCGUGCACAGGCGGGCUCACAGGGACGUUUGUGAAUAAACGGCUUUUAAGCAUGUGGAAUUUAUUUUAUUUAAAUGCCAUUGACCAUGGUAGUUCAUUACUACGAGGACUUUGUAGAAAACGUAUUAAGUUUGCGACGUGCUCUAACAUUAGUAAAUCUUUAGUUACCCGAACACGCUGCUCCUCAAAACCACCCUGGAGAGUCCUGUUCUUUGGCAGUGACGAUUUUGCAGUCGAAUCACUGAAACAGCUUUAUGCAUCUCGAGAAGACAGAGGUGAUGCAGUAGUGGAUUCGCUUGAGGUUGUCACAUUGUCCAGUAAUGUUCCUGUUCGAAAGUUUGCUGACCGGCACAAACUUCGAGCUCAUGACUGGCCAAAUGUGGACUUCAGUGGGUGCUUCGAUGUUGGUGUGGUGGUUUCAUUUGGCUGCCUGCUUCAAGAGAGCAUUAUCAACAAGUUUCCAUAUGGAAUCCUGAACGUACACCCUAGUCUUUUGCCGCGAUGGCGAGGUCCAGCACCUGUUUUUCACACAGUCCUGCAUGGUGACAAAAUCACUGGAGUCACCAUCAUGCAGAUUAGGCCCACGAGAUUCGAUGUAGGUCCGAUACUCUCUCGAGAGCUUUACCAGGUUCCUGAAAAGUGCACAGCUGAUCAACUGGGAGCUUAUUUGGCUGUUCUGGGAGCUGAGCUGCUAAUAGACACACUGAGAAAUCUACCAGAGAGAAUAGCAAAUCGAAAGGAGCAGGCCAAAGAAGGUGCAACAUUUGCUCCUAAAAUUAGCACUUCCAUGAGUUGGCUGGUUUGGGAAGAGCAGACUUGUGACCAGAUCAGCCAGCUGUUUCGAGCUAUAGGAUUUCGGAUUCCACUGAGAACCAUUUGGAUGGACAGGACAGUCAAACUUCAGGACUUUGUUGGUAAAUGCAAAAUGCCAUUCACAGAAAACUCAUAUGCUGUUGUCCCAGGGUCUAUCCAUUAUGAUAAAGAAUCAAACACAAUACUAGUCUGCUGCAAGGAUGGAUGGGUCGGAUUCAAAACCAUAACGUUAAAGAAACGAUUGUCAGCUGCUGAUUUCUUUAAUGGAUAUCUCCACCAGGAUCGCCAGAAAAAUUCAACCCAGAACAACUAUCGGUUUCAGAGCUACAGACCUCAUUUUGCCAAAGGACAGAAUGCUAAACUACUGUCAUUAAACAGCUGUGACUAAAGAUGAGAAAAUAUUUACUAUGCAAUGAUAUUUUCACAGUGCUUAAAUGUUUGUCUGUUUUAAGAUAGACAUAUUUGCUGCUUUAAUACUGUGCAACAUUGGCUCAAUGUAAACAGUCAUAUACAUAUCAGUGUGAUUAUUUUAUUGACAGAUUUCUUUUUAAUGUAAUGUGCCAUCAGUGAUUAUUGUAACAUCCUAA